UGAGCAGAAAGACUUGUGUAUUGUGUGUGUACUAUAACUCAACAUGAAUACCCCGGUGACUGGCUUCCUACUCUCAAUUCUGACUCUGAGGCUUCAGGAGCUCGUGAAUGGAUGUACUUGCCUUCCAGUUCACCCACAAACAGCAUUUUGUAACUCUGAUAUAGUGAUACGAGUAUUAGUCACUAGUAAAACGUUGGUUUCUUCUAACAACAUGGAACCUCACACAAUCCAGUACGCAGUGAAGCAAGAAAAGAUGUACAAAGGAUUUGAAAAGAAGAAAAUGGUAGAGUAUAUUUACACAGCUUCCAGCUCUGCUGCAUGUGGCGUAGAGCUUGAAACCAAUGUCCAGUACCUCAUAACAGGCCAACUUGGUGUUCAAAGAAAAGUUCAUAUUGGAAUUUGCAAUUGGAUUGUCCCAUGGGAUGAUCUAACUUCAUUGCAAAAACGGAGCCUGAAGUGGAACAAAUAUGAAACAGGUUGCUACUGUCAAAUUGUCAGUUGCCACAGUCUACCCUGCUCUUCUCCAGCAAAGGACCAGUGUAUUUGGACUGACCUGGCAACCGAGAAAACUCCAGCUGGAUCUCAGGCAAAAAACAGCGUCUGCAUGAAGCGAGAUGAUGGUUCCUGUCACUGGUAUGGAGAAGGAUCAGCCAGUGCGAUUGAGAAUAUCUAUUACAAUGAACCCUGAGUCUCCCUUCACCCCAUAAAAGUUAUGUUCUUACAUCAGUUGCGGGUGGUGCAACUGCAUCAAAGAUCCCUAGGUUCUUCUGUUUAAACAAACAUUCUGUCGGUUUACUGCCUUCCUGUACGCUAUGUGAAGCAUAGCAGUUUCUUCAUCCAUUCUUACACCCACAUGAAUGCAUCCCAAUGAGUGAAAAGCAACUUUUAUGGCCCCUCAAUAGAUUCUGCUGCAAUGAUAGGUAUUGUCACAUGAGGCAAACUGAAGCAUAUCCACCAAUACAAUUCCUGUAAAUGUAUAUUGGCUCUGUAGUUGGUGAAGUUUCACAUCAAAAACUAUGAAUCUUACAGAUGUGAGUGGAACUAGAAAGAAAAUAUGUCUUGGUAAUUGAGAAUGAUGCCAGAUUAGUUAUAUUUUUCAGGAUUAAAAAAAAACAAGGUUAAAAAUCCAGUGUGCAACAGCGUAAUUUUUGCACUGGCAGUGUUGAGAUUACAAUCAUGUCAAAAAUUGGUAUUUUUUUAAGACUGUGCCACAUGCAAGGUUAUAUUAACAUGCGGUUGAUAGCACAAAGGGCACAUGAGCUGCCAUUAUGUGUGAUGCAUCAGGACAAAUGAACACAAUGAUGAAUGACAACAAGUUCCUUUGUCCCCUGGAAUAUUCCUUUUUUUAAAAAAACUAAGGUUUGAUAUUUUCUGAGGGACAGAGUUUUAUUAAAAAGAAAUUAUGUUUGUUUUGAAAAGGCUAGUGCCAAAUAAAAUGAUUAACAGAUGUCCUUAUUAACAUUCUUUGCCUCAUUGCCUGUGGCAAAAUAUAAUUUGCCCUGGCGCUAUGAAGUAUAAAGUGGGGCUACAGCCAAAUGUCAUGAAUGUAAGUACAAUGUCUGCAUGCUAGAUCUUAAGUUAUCUCAGAUAUAUGUUGGUAAAGAUAGAAGUUCCACGUUCUAUCAUUAGCAUACUGAAGCAAGACCAGUAACUGAUGCCCAACCUAUCAGUCGGCCCGCCAAAAAACUGGUUCUAACAGCUUUUUUAAAGAAAUGAUUAAAAACUAAGUAUACUUGCAAAAUUCUGGGAAUGAAUACAAGGAUAGACUAUCAAAGCCAAUUGGGCUCCCAAGCAUCAACCUUCAUACUUGGAUACUAGAAUCCAAACCCCAUCAAUUUUUCAUUGAACAUCUUUAAUUAGUCUAACUGAAUAGGACAUAAAAUGCAGCCGGUAAACUUGUUUUGUCAUUAGAAUAUUCCAAUUAUAUGAUUAAUAACUGUGAUCAAUGUUUCCUAAAAUUCAGCAAGAAAGCCACACCACAAAGUUGAAAUUGACAAUAUAUCCAAAUUCAAGACCAAUCUUUUUGUAGUUCCUCCCCCACUUUCACUCAAAGCACUUAAUCUAAAUUUGACAACAUAUUCAUUUGCAAAUAAACUGCUUGAAAAUAUAGAUACAAAGAUGAUUUCUCAUAUUUGGUAUGAAUGUUGUGCUUUGUAAGAAUUAUGCUGUCUUGUCAAAUAUCUAAUAAAAAGCUUUCUUAUUAAUGUUUUACUAAAUGUGCUGUGAGUUUUCUGUAAUAAACUGAGACCUCAGAUAUGCUUUAUUUUGAAA
Carcharodon carcharias (great white shark) is the source of this 2271-nucleotide messenger RNA. Its product is annotated as metalloproteinase inhibitor 3-like. The record is from RefSeq and is a predicted model, not a curated record. Bases 44 to 688 code for a protein of 214 amino acids. Gene Ontology annotation, biological process: negative regulation of membrane protein ectodomain proteolysis; negative regulation of endopeptidase activity. The transcript has 5 exons. Gene Ontology annotation, cellular component: extracellular matrix. Lineage: Eukaryota; Metazoa; Chordata; Chondrichthyes; Lamniformes; Lamnidae. Gene Ontology annotation, molecular function: protease binding; metalloendopeptidase inhibitor activity.